Messenger RNA from Calidris pugnax (ruff), 9893 nucleotides. RefSeq names its product CD109 molecule (gene CD109). Gene Ontology annotation, molecular function: endopeptidase inhibitor activity. The record is from RefSeq and is a predicted model, not a curated record. Gene Ontology annotation, cellular component: extracellular region. Bases 1 to 5562 code for a protein of 1853 amino acids. Lineage: Eukaryota; Metazoa; Chordata; Aves; Charadriiformes; Scolopacidae. The transcript has 41 exons.
AUGCCCUCCUACUACCACAGGAUCUCCUGCUACCAUGGGAUCUCCUACUACCAUGGGAUGUCCUACUACCAUGGGAUAUCCUACUACCACGGGAUCUCCUGCUACCACGGGAUCUCCUACUACCAUGGGAUCUCCUGCUACCACGGGAUCUCCUGCUACCACCCACCUAUUUUUAGUAUUCACUAUUCUCUUUCACUCCCUGCCCUUUCUCCCUCUUGCCCCUUGGGAUUUUCCAGCCCGACGUUCCUGGUGGCAGUUCCUUGGAACAUCCGUCCCGGAGCGAACCUGAGCGUGGGGGUGGCCCUGCUCCCCGACAGCCCGGCGCAGGUCACCGUCAGGGGAGAGGUGCUCAGGGACAACCAGACCCUCUCGAGCAGGGAGCUGGUCUUCGAGAGAGAUUCCUUUGGGACUCUUGUUCUUCCCGCACUGCCUUUGACCAGCGCUGCUGGGAAUUACGAGUUGCUGGUGGAAGGCCAUGCUGACGGCCGGCGUGUCUUCUCCAACCGCACCAGCCUGAUGUACACGUCCAAGAGCACCUCUGUCUUCAUCCAGACAGACAAAUCCAUGUAUAAACCGGGGCAAGACGUGAUGUUCCGGAUUGUCACCGUCUAUCCCGAUCUCAAACCCUACAAAGCAUCUCUGAACAUAUAUAUCCGAGACCCUCGGAAGAACCUGAUCCAACAGUGGCUGAUGGAGGAGGGUGAUUUGGGCGUAGUUUCCAAAAAAUUUCAGUUAUCCACGAACCCCCCGCUGGGAGACUGGUCCAUAGAGGUGGAAGUGAAUGGUCAAGUUCAUUAUCAAAGAUUUAAAGUGAUGGAAUAUGUUUUACCGAAAUUUGAUGUUAUGAUCACCACCCCGUUAUACUACUCUUUGAGAGAUGAAGAUGUAACUGGUAUUGUCACUGCAAAGUACACGUAUGGAAAGCCAGUGAAGGGAACUGUAACGGUCACUUGCCUUUCUGUCUCCUACUGGACAAACAAGAGAAACAUAACAACGACAAUGGAGAUAAACGGGUCGGUGAAUGUGACCUGUAACAAGCUGAUGUUGCAAAACCUGAAUGCUGAUCAGUCGUGGCACCACGGUGAUGGUGAUUACACGGAGCCGAUUGAGAUCAUCGCGGUGGUCACCGAGUCCCUGACGGGAAUCUCCCAAAAUUCAAGUACCAUCAUAUUUCCAAAGCAAAGCGACUAUUUUAUUGAAUUUCUGGACUACUCUAGAGUUAUAAAACCUUCUCUGAACUUCAUAGCUACUCUGAAGGUGACACGCUCCGACAGCAACCAGCUGACAGUGGAGGAGAGGCAGAACCUCGUCACAAUCACUGCACAGCAGUCAGACCUGCUUUUUCACCACUCCUCGCUUUCUCACCUGGAGAAUGAGGCAACAGAGGAGAGAAAUCUGACCGUCCACGUGCUCAAUUACACGGUCCCGGAAAAUGGAAUUAUUGAUAUUGAGUUUCCAAUCCUGUCUAAUACAAAAACUCUGAGAGUUCAGGCGGAGUUCCUCAGCAGCAGGACCGACAUUGGUGUUUAUGACGUGUUCAGCUCCCCCAGCCAGACCUAUCUCCAGCUUAAAACGAAGAGCCAGGAUAUAAAGGCUGGGAAGCCCUUUGAGCUGAGCAUUGCAAGCAACAAGCCAGUGAGAGAGUUCCACUACCUGGUGUUAUCUAAGGAACAAAUUAUGGACUUUGGCACAAAGGCUGCAAAAACAUUCACUUUGACAGCAGAAAACUCCUGGGCUCCUCUGGCAUGCAUACUGGUGUUCUACGUUGAUGAGCUUGGCGUGGUUGUGAACGAUGCUCUCACCGUCCCUGUCCAGCCUGUUUUGGAUGACAAGAUUAAAAUAUCUUGGAGCAAAGAUAAGGUGAAGCCAUCUGAGGGGGUCUCCCUAAAAAUCAGUACGACAGAGCCAGGGUCAGUCAUUGGACUCGCGGUUGUUGAUAAAAGUACAAAGCUCCUAGGAGAAAGUACUGACAUAACAGAAGAUUCUGUCUUCCACGAGCUCAAUUUAUACAGCACGGUGCAGUAUUUCCCUCUGGUCAGAGGGUCUUUUGGGGUCUUUCAGAAAUGCAGCCUUUGGGUAUCCACUGAUGCAGUUCUUGAGGAGGAUAAGGAACAUUUUCUUUAUGGUGGAAUGAUACCCAUCGAGGACGGUUUCGGUGAUGAUAUGCCGGUAUCUAAGGACGGGCCUCCUGAUUUCAGCAACCUCUACGUGAGGACACAUUUUCCAGAGACUUGGCUUUGGAUCGACACUAAAACUAGGUCCAACAUGGAGACCACGAUGGAGGUCCUUGUACCCGAUACCAUCACCUCCUGGGUCGCCAGUGCUUUUGUGAUGUCUCCGAACAGCGGGCUUGGAGUGACGACCACUCCAGUGGAGCUGGAAGCUUUUCAACCUUUCUUCAUUUUCCUGAACCUACCGUACUCUGUCGUCAGAGGAGAGCAGUUCAUUUUGGAAGUCAACGUCUUUAAUUACUUGAAAGAAGAAGCUGAGGUCACAGUGACCCUGGAUAUGAACGAGGCUUUUGAAAUCAUUCUGACAUCCAAUGAAAUAAAUGCCACGGAAAACCAGCAGUCCGUAUCCGUACCCAGUGAAGAUGGGAAAACCAUUCAGUUCCCAAUCAAGCCACGGCAGCUGGGAGAGAUUCCCCUCAAAGUGACAGCCAUGUCGUCUGCUGCUGCUGAUGCUGUGGUUCAGCAGGUUCUGGUGAAGGUGUUAUCUAAGGAACAAAUUAUGGACUUUGGCACAAAGGCUGCAAAAACAUUCACUUUGACAGCAGAAAACUCCUGGGCUCCUCUGGCAUGCAUACUGGUGUUCUACGUUGAUGAGCUUGGCGUGGUUGUGAACGAUGCUCUCACCGUCCCUGUCCAGCCUGUUUUGGAUGACAAGAUUAAAAUAUCUUGGAGCAAAGAUAAGGUGAAGCCAUCUGAGGGGGUCUCCCUAAAAAUCAGUACGACAGAGCCAGGGUCAGUCAUUGGACUCGCGGUUGUUGAUAAAAGUACAAAGCUCCUAGGAGAAAGUACUGACAUAACAGAAGAUUCUGUCUUCCACGAGCUCAAUUUAUACAGCACGGUGCAGUAUUUCCCUCUGGUCAGAGGGUCUUUUGGGGUCUUUCAGAAAUGCAGCCUUUGGGUAUCCACUGAUGCAGUUCUUGAGGAGGAUAAGGAACAUUUUCUUUAUGGUGGAAUGAUACCCAUCGAGGACGGUUUCGGUGAUGAUAUGCCGGUAUCUAAGGACGGGCCUCCUGAUUUCAGCAACCUCUACGUGAGGACACAUUUUCCAGAGACUUGGCUUUGGAUCGACACUAAAACUAGGUCCAACAUGGAGACCACGAUGGAGGUCCUUGUACCCGAUACCAUCACCUCCUGGGUCGCCAGUGCUUUUGUGAUGUCUCCGAACAGCGGGCUUGGAGUGACGACCACUCCAGUGGAGCUGGAAGCUUUUCAACCUUUCUUCAUUUUCCUGAACCUACCGUACUCUGUCGUCAGAGGAGAGCAGUUCAUUUUGGAAGUCAACGUCUUUAAUUACUUGAAAGAAGAAGCUGAGGUCACAGUGACCCUGGAUAUGAACGAGGCUUUUGAAAUCAUUCUGACAUCCAAUGAAAUAAAUGCCACGGAAAACCAGCAGUCCGUAUCCGUACCCAGUGAAGAUGGGAAAACCAUUCAGUUCCCAAUCAAGCCACGGCAGCUGGGAGAGAUUCCCCUCAAAGUGACAGCCAUGUCGUCUGCUGCUGCUGAUGCUGUGGUUCAGCAGGUUCUGGUGAAGGCUGAAGGCUUGGAGCAGACGUAUUCUCAGACCGUCCUUCUGGAUUUAGCUGGGAAUAGACCACAGGCGCUGUCAAAAACCUUGGAGUUCACUUUUCCACCCGAUGUUGUAAGUGGCAGCGAGAGAGUGCAGGUCACUGCUGUUGGUGAUUUGCUUGGGCCUUCUAUCAAUGGUUUGUCGUCACUGAUUAAGAUGCCGUAUGGCUGCGGCGAACAGAAUAUGAUCAAUUUUGCUCCAAACGUUUAUGUUCUGCAAUACCUGACUAAAACCAGGCAGCUGAGAGAGGAUAUUAGAUCAAAAGCUGUAUCAUUUAUGAGAAAAGGCUACCAGCGAGAGCUGCUUUUCCAGAGGGAUGAUGGCUCUUUUAGUGCCUUUGGAAAUGAAGAUCCCUCUGGGAGCACGUGGCUAUCAGCUUUUGUGUUAAGAUGUUUCCUUCAAGCUCGUCCAUUCAUAGACAUUGACCAAGACGUCCUGAGGGACACAGCUAAAUGGAUAGUCCGGCACCAGAAGGUAAAUGGAGAGUUUCAGGAGCCUGGGAGAGUAUUGCACAGCGAUCUUCAAGGAGGCACCAACAACCCGGUCACUCUCACGGCUUACAUCAUGUCAUCCCUCCUGGGCUUCCCAGAUAAACAGCACGCUUAUGUCAUCAAGAGUGCUACGAACUUUCUAGAAGAUAAAUUAGCAGAAGGCAUUUCGGAUAAUUACACUUUGGCACUCGUGACAUAUGUGUUGUCCUGGGCAAAGAGCACCAAAGCGAAGGAAGCACUGAAUAUGCUGAACGAGAGAGCAGAACAGCAAGGAGAAUUUCGUUUCUGGGUAACACCUGCUUCUGAAAUUUCUGCUUCCUGGCAGCCCCGGUCCAUCGAUAUUGAGCUUGCGGCGUACGCUCUGCUCUCCCACUUCCACCAAGACAGGUUGGCGGAGGGCAUCCCCGUCAUGAAAUGGUUAAGUCAACAACGAAAUCACCUCGGGGGAUUUUCAUCUACUCAGGACACGGUGGUGGCUCUGCAAGCCCUGAGUCUGUUCGCAGCUCUCACCACCGCCAGCGGGACAGCAAUGGAUGUGACAGUGACAGCACCUUCUCUGAAAACACCAGAAACGUUCUCAAUCGAUACUCAGAAUCGUUUCCUGCUGCAGACCAAGGAGAUUCCCCCUGUACAGCCAAUGACAAUGACGGUGGCAGCAGAGGGGACAGGGUUUGCUGUCUUUCAGCUCAAUGUUAUUUACAACACAAAGCACACUGAUCAGAGGCUCAGAUCCACCCGAAAACAAGAAGCCUUUGACUUGAAUGUUGAUGUAAAGGAUGACAAAGACGAUAAAAACCAUUUGACCUUGAAUGUGUGCACAAGGUACUUGGGUUCUGGUGCAGCUCCCAGGAGUGGGAUGGUCCUCAUGGAGGUGGGCUUACUCAGUGGUUUCUCCGUGUCACCUGAUUUCGUUCCAUUAGACAAUACAGUGAAGAAGGUGGAAAAGGACAAUGGAAAAGUCAACCUAUACUUAGACUCUCUAAAUGAAACACAGGUUUGUGUGGAUAUUCCGGCUGUGAGAGACUUCAAAGUGGCAAAUAUCCAGGAUGCUUCAGUGACUGUGGUGGAUUACUAUGAACCUAGGAGAAGAGCGGUGAGAAGCUACAACUCAGGGGUAAUGCAAAGUGUCACCCCGUGUGACUUCUGUGACAGCGACUGCAGCCUCUGCCACCGCGAUGGCUCUCCGGCCCUGCUCGGGUGCUCCUCGCUGGCCUCCUUCUUCUGGCUGCUCUCUGUCCUUCACGUCAACUCCCUCUGCUCUUGGGCGCUGUAAGAGGAGACGGAUGAUGUUUCUCGUCUAAGGUUUCCAUAAAUUAUCCAAAGAAAACCUUGCGUUGAGAUACCAGCCCGUCUUUAGUGGUGACAGCGACCAAACUCCCGCCGCCUUCAGGGGAGCUGGGCUGGCCCGGGCGCUGCAUUUCUGGCUGGGCCAGAAAACCUCUUCAAGUAUCUGCUGGAAAAAGCUUUCCAAGUCUUCGUUUCAUACUGAAGUUAUUUUCUGAAGAAGCACAGAGUUGCUGAGAAAGCAGCCUGAGAUAACGCAAACCCAGCUCCGUGUUCCCACUCCCUUUCUGCCCCAGCUUUCAUUUCUCCUUGGAUUUUAGGGCUGUACAUUAGUUUCCUGUGCUUUUCUGAAAUCUGGCUGCUUCUCCACUGGGGCGUUGGGAAGCAGAGCCCUGGGAGCUUGGUACCAGAGUUCGCUUUGUGCUGUUCUGCAGACCUGACACUGAUCAUUAAGAUUGAAUUUCACUGUGUGUUCUCAUGGGGAAUAAUACAAAAAAUAUAAGGAGCUGGCUUCACGGCAGAUCCGAGAGCCAAGAAGUGCUGCAUUCACAAACUGCUGAACGCUCCAGAAAGUUGUCGGUCUUUUUUUUUGUUAUUACAGACAAGCUAGGUGGAUGUUUUGCCAAUUCAUAAGUUAUUCAUGUUUGAAAAUAAGGCCUUGGGACGUUCUUAUGCAUUUUACUCUGAAAGGCUUUUACUGUAAAUGUAUCAAAGAUGGAGUCUGUGCUUGAGACUCCAUUUUUCUAGGGUUUUUCAGAAACCAACCUAAUUCUCUUUCUGUGUGGGAACGCUGGUGUCCAUUGGCAUAUUUAUGGCCAGCAGGAUGAAGGUUGCUUGGAUCCUUUUCUGGUUUGUAGGAGUCUUCUGGAAAUGUCACUCUGGGGCAUCCUUUAUGUCUCGCAUUCAUGGCGUCAUCUUGUCAACGAUUUAAGUGACGUAACCCCAAAGAGCUGUUUAUCAACAAUAAAGAGCUGUUUGUCUCUCCCUGUGCCCUGACAGCUGCGGGGCCCUGAGGAGAGGGACGGGGGAAGAACAGCAGCCACUUUUACACCCAGACCUGCUCCUUGCACGUGGGGAGAGUGACGGGUCCCUAUGGAUGGGAAAAGGUGUGACCUUGGGAACUCCUCCCUCUGUAUGAACGUCUUCCCUGGUUUAUCCUUCUGGAGCACUGCCCCUGUGUAAUGCUUACUUCUUUGUGACAUAUCAUAACACAUAACACCCCUAGUCACUGCGAUGAAGUUAACAGCUGUUGUGCAAAUUAACAGAGGGAGAAAUUUUUAGGCUAUUGGCUCCCUUCCCCUCCUACCUUUCUGAGACGGAGUGUGCACGUGUGCACAUGUAAUAAUGUGGCAGUCACUUUCCUUGAGCGAUUUCUAAUUUUUAUUCAAAUUUUGCUGCUGCUUAAAAUGUAUAUUUUUGUAUUUUAUGCUCAUCUGUUCUUCUGUUCUCAAAGGAAGCUGGUAGAUGGUAGCAGGGAAAGAGCCCUGAACUUCCUGCACCGGGCGCCUUCUAAUGUCGAGGUGUUGGUUUUUAACUGCAAAACGAGUUUAGGUGGGGUCAUUUGCUUUACUUUAUCUGUACUUAGAAUUUACAGGGUUUUUCCCAAACUUGGGGUUCUGUUCUGUCUCUCUGGCAGAGCUUAGGCCUGGUUCUUUGGACUCGGUUAAUGCGUUUGAUUUGUCUUUGGUGCACUUUGGAUCCAGCUCCUGGAAGAGAUGAUUAGUGCCUUAACGUGAGUGCCCGUGCUGCCCCAACCCAUGGGCACUUAUACUGAAUUUUUGGAAAUCCAAAGUGCUUCUUAGUCAAUAGGAUGCAGGAUCUGCCCCUCUGUAAGUUGUGCCCUUGGUCACACGGGUCCAAAGCUGGUAGAAACCCGAGAUACAAACUGAAAUGUGUCUUUGUGCCUCAAACCCUGUACCCGCGUGUGGGAGCAGAGUGAGUUGUGCCCAGUGUGAGAUCUGGAGAACGCUCACACUCUGAACUGGGGUGUGUUUUGCUGUGGGUUUGGUUUCUUGGUGACCUUUGGGUUCAGCAGCUUUGGCAUGUCAUUUGCCUCCAUUUAAUAUAAUUUCCAGAACCCAUAGCUCACUGACUUUCAGUUUUUACUAUAUGUAGAGCUUCCAAGAGGAGUGUUAAUACCUGAUUAAUCUUAGGAUAAAGAAGCUUAUUUUCUAGACAAGUUGUACUGGAGAUAAACUACUCCAUUGCAGUAGAAAGUAGGAAUAAAUGAGUUUUAUUUUGCAGGCAGUCCCAGCUUCCCGAAUAUCCUCCAGGAAAAUGGAUUUAAACUGCUCAUCGUAAUUUCAGAUAUUGCGGCUUUUAUUAGUGUUCCUUUAUGUUUGCUUUUGAGGCAAGCAACACGUGUUUCUCAAUGACUCUGGGCUGCCUCGCCCACCCAAAAAAGCAUCAGUCAUGAUGCAUCAGGUCACGGGAUUGUCGGAGUCGGUGAACAAACACCCCGUUGUUGAUGUUGGAGGGGCCGUGCUCCCGCUGAAGUUACUGGGAAAUCUCUUAGCAAAAAAUCCUUAGGAGCAAGGUCUUUAAGGAGCGACAGUAAAAGCAGUCAGGAGAAGGUAGUUUGUGAUGGGGUCAUUGCCUGACCCUUGCUGUUUGUUUCAAAUCUGAAUAUUCUUUGGUGUUUCCCACGCCCUUUUCAGCCACGUGCCGUCAGUGGACACGAGCUGUGCGGGGCCAUUAAUAUGCUUUUAAAUCAGUAAGAAAUAGUAAUUUAUUUAGGACUGAGUUUAAAAGAAGAACAUUGUGCAUUCUGAAGGUUCUCCCCCCGCCUUGCUCCCAUUAGCUUCACAAGCAGGAGCCUGUGGCUCGUGCCAGUCAGUGGCCAGUUAGAAAAGGGGCAAGUGGCCAAACUGGUGCAGAAGGAGCAGAAGAGCCAAGGUCCAGCGUUAAUGUGCCUCUCUCUUGCCUUGAAAGUCUCUGUUGAAAAUCGAAUCUAAGGUUCAAAAAUUGGUUUUAUUCAGUUUUCAAAAUAUUAUCCUAGCAGUAUUUCUCCCAGUGUGCUGUCCCAGUUGGUAUGAAUAUUGACAACAUUGGGUUUAAGCAGGUUCCUGUAGGAAGCACUUGUAUAUGCAUAACCAUUCUUUAGGCUCUAGCCUCUAUGGUGUGUGUGUGCAAUUAGAAAUGUACAAGAUCUUCACAAAGUGCCCAAACCAACAACACAGUGUGAUGUUUUGGUUUUCAAAAUACACAGGUUUUUAGGAAAGAUUGUAUUUGGAAAGCAGCUGGUACCUACCAGCAUAGCUUUUUUAUCUCAAAUACCAAGGAAGAGUAUUCAAUUUUAAUUCUAAUGGCCAAUAAUCUUCCUGUUACAGCCUUCCUUCUUCUACCAUGAAUUUUUAUGCAUUGAGCUCUAUUUAUGUGUUUAGUCCUCUAAAUAUAUCAAAGAUUUUGAAAUUAGAUGUUUUCCCUAGUAAUUUAUCCACAAGCAGCAGUUAGGUGAUUGGGUCUUUUGAGUUAUUAUUAGAUUCUCCUUUACCCUGUGUCAAAAUAUUUGACUUCAGCGUUGUGUCUUACUCAGUUUAUUGUAUUUUUUGUGCCACUUGGAAAUAUUGUUGCACUAACGCUGUUCUAUGCAAUAAAGCCUGACCGUGUGCUGCAUCAGGUCAAUCCAGUGAUUAUUUUUCCUAACGGACAGCUCGUUACUUUCCGAUGUAUAUGAGCAUUAAUUGCUUAUGUGCUACCUGUGAGUCGCCAGAACUCCAGUGUUAGGAUUCCUCUUUAAUUUCAAAUCAUACGUUUUAUCGUGUAUUUCUUAGUGGUUACCCAGAAGCUUCAUUGUCCUUGCUCAGAUCUCGUGAUGUUGUGUUAUGAAUUGGUGUUUUUGUUGUGGUUUUUAGUAUUGUUAGCUUGGGUGGGACACUAAUAUGAGGAAGAAAAUAUAUAUUAAAAAAAAAACUGGCUCAAAGAAAGUAUCGCAUAAGGAGGUGCAAUCUACCAUACAUCAGCUGUGCUGCUGGCUUUUUCCAUGUUAGACCUUAAGCAAUUGGAACUAAAGUUCUUGACUGCCUUGAGACAUGGUCAGAUACCCAUUUUGGCCUAGUUCAGGGUCAUCAUAAACAUUUCCAUUUUUGAUCAAAUCACAGACGGCAGGAAAAGAAGGCUUUUCUGAAUGGUUUUGAGCAAAGGGAGGUGGAUUAACACGCUAGCUCUGCCAACUGCUUCUGCCUUUGCAAAUAGUGAAACAAAUGCUGAGGAGCUCGACUGUUUCACGGGAUUUUGGAAAAUUGUCAUUGAUUUAUUUUUCUGCAAAUAAAGUUUGCAACAGCUAUUUUUAAAUUCUAUUAAAGAUGACUUGUAAUAACA